Molecule: messenger RNA, 2865 nt
Organism: Lolium perenne
Lineage: Eukaryota; Viridiplantae; Streptophyta; Magnoliopsida; Poales; Poaceae
Source: RefSeq, a predicted model, not a curated record
ACCCUAGGCCUUACCGACAGCUCUCUCCCCAAUCCCGUGCCUCCCUCUCCUCCCCAAUCCAGUCUCCUCUUUUCCUCCCCAAUCCGCCGCCUCCUCCACGCGCGGCGGUGCGAGUAGGUGGGUGGCGGUACUUUUGGCUGCGGGACCAGGAGGUUGAGGCGUGGCUGCAGGGAGGCGCGGCGACCGUUGCUCCGCUGCGUGGGGAGAGAUUGAUGUGACGGCGGCCGGAAUCGAAUGGGGCGGCGGCGAGCAGGCUAGGAACCGGAUGGCGGCGGCGGCGAGCAGGCCAGGAACGGGGCGGCGCCGCCUCAUCUCUUUUAUCCAUCGAGAUCUUGCACGGGAUUGGCUCAAUCCCCAUCUCCCGCGGCCUCUGCUGCCUCCCCGGCUCGUCUCCUUCCAUCCUCGUUCUUCGGUUUUAGCUACGUCGCGGCCUAUGGGCAGGACGGGGAGGCGGGCGUGGCGGCGUUCGAGCGCGGGACGAGCGCGCUGAGACCCUGGACGCCGCCGUGCUGGUCUCCGGGUUCCUCCUCGGCGUGGUCUGCAUCUUCCCCGCCAAGAUCUUUGGUGGAGUUCCUCCCCAGUUUUUCCUCGGUCAGCGGCGACUCGCGGCGGAACGAGGGCUCCCAAGACGGCGGCUCACGCGUUGCGGAGGAGCUGGGUCGAAGUCGCUGCAGCGGGGAGACGCCGUCCUCCUCGGCCGUCCUACCUCCGGCGACCUCACCAUCUUGAACGGAUCUGCAGGCUGACCAUAAAUUAUGGUACUGCUGCUUUGUGAAAGUAUUUUCUGUUGAUUUAGCCUCUGGUUCAGAUAAAGGAAGGUACAUCAUAUGAGAUAGUUUGCAUUGCGCAUUGGUUGAGGAGUGCCUGGCAGUUGGCGAGAGAAGAGGAUCAAAAGAACGAAAGGAGGCAAGAUUAUUUUAUGGUUGUGGAACCAGUCUCCCGGAUUCUAUUUUAUUUGCAUUACGUAUUGGUUGAGGAGUGCCUGGCAGUUGGCGAGAGAAGAGGAUCAAAAGAACGAGAGGAGGCAAGAUUAUUUUAUGGUUGUGGAACCAGUCUCCCGGAUUCUAUUGUACAUGCAGAUGCAGAUUUGGUUUGAUGUUGAGAUUUGGCUGGGUCUCGAUUCAAUUUUGGCCAGGUGGUGCGCUGAAUACUCCUGCUAAUUCUAAUGGUAUUGGGAAAUGCGGCAAAACUUAUAUGAGCUGGAUUUCACUGUUGUUGCCGUGAGGGAGGGUUGCAGGUGAUUAUUGGUUGAACAUUGCCCAUGUAGCACUCACCUGGGUGUGUAUUGUGCUAAUGUCUACCAUGGUAUAACUCAUCUUCAUGAUACUGACGUGAAUAUGAUAUUGAGGAUGUACUGAGUGGUAUUCCAGGCAAAGCAUGUGCAAUACUUUUAUUAGUUCAGCGCUGAUUAUUAUUUUCUUACCUUUCAAAGCUAUAUUUGUAGAGAUUACUAUGCUGAAUUAUGUGCUCUUUCAUGGUUAAAGGUUCCACAAGCUUUACUUGUCGAAGGAGAUUAUCAACUCACUUUUUGUUUACAGGAAAAUUUAUUGAGACUCAAGAGUCAAGACAAAGGCAACAAAAUUUUGAAGGUCGCUGUUUUGUGCCGCGGCGGAGCGACAAGGGACAGGAAGGUAGGAUUUUGUUACCAUUAUGCAGAUGCGCACUGACUUCUGAAAUUCAUUAAUCUAGACACCUUGGUGCUGGAGCUUUUGUGAUGAAUGAUAAAUGAGGUUUUGAUCGUUUGAUCAUGCUGGUAGUAGGCCAUUGCCCCUUCAAGCCAGCAAGAUGCCUGUUGUACGUCAAUGAAUAAGAGCGUCCAUCCAAGAUACUAAGGUUAAACCCGAUUCUUUCUCUGGCAAGGGGCAUGUUUUCUUGCCGCUAUUUCAGUAAACGAUUUGAUAUGCUAAAGAAUAAUAUGUAGAGAAGUCAUGUUGUCAGUACCAUUUCAGGCUUCGGUCAAUGAAGACUGCAAUGCUUCGUCUGCUCAAACCACAACCUCGGGGGAACCAGGAACUGAUUUUAGGCAGCCGAUGGUGGUGGACCAGGAAAGAAGCUCAACCACGGGAUUACGAAGUUCAUGCCGCGCAAGAGGGUCUAGCACUGCUAAUCUUCUACAGGCUUUGGAGGAGUACCUGCCAGUUCUGCUAGGAUUGGUGAAAGAAAGAGGCAGUGAGCUGAGAAACAAAGUGCAGUUUGUUUGGUCUAACCAAGAAGAUGAUGCUGAGGAGACAUCCAUGGCAGAUGCUUGGUACGAGGUGUUGUCUAUGCUGCACCUGAUGGCCAUGGUGUGCUUCCUGCAGGCCAACUCUCUGCUUCUUCCUAGGUCAUACAGUGACGGCUAUGGGCCGAGAGUAUCUGAAGAGAGCAGGCGAGCCACUGUUGAUGUUUUCUUGAAAGCAGCUGGGUUCUUGGAUUGUGCAGUUAAUCAAGUACUUCUGCAGAUACCACCCGAGAAAAGAAGGGCACUCCCAGUAGAUCUAGCAGAAGGAAAUCUAAAAGCACUUAGCUUGCAAGGACUUGGCCAGGGAGUUGAUAUGCAACUUGGAUUGGCAAUUGAUAAUCCAAAGGCUACUUUAGCAGUAAAACGGCGUUUAGCUUGCGAACUGGUCAAAUAUUGGCAACAGAUUAAGGAUAGCAUACCAGAGCUUCCUUUGUCAGAUGGAUGGGCGAAAAAAAAAGCACACACUAUUUGUAAAGUGGAAGUAUGCUGAAGCAAAGGCUGCUGCAUACUAUUUCCAUGGGUUGAUUCUUGAUGAGGGAGACACGGAAAAAUCUCACGAGAUGGCAAUAUCCUCACUACAAGCAUCAGAGGAGUUUCUGAAAGAGAGUGAAAGGGCUUCAGAGGCCUUCCAUUCAACUCCUCCG